UGAUACAAGUGUUGGAGCGGAAAUAACGCAGAAAAAAGAGGAGAGGCGGUGCGGUUUGGCAAUGCCGGGUAACGUAGCCGAGUGAUCAAUGAACUCUAGGGGCCCGUCUUCGUGUUUUGGGGCGUGCUUGCCAGUGUUGGCACUCGACACUCGGCCCGCAUCCCUUCAAAAUGCAUUUAUGGUUGUUUCAAAGUCCGUUGUGUGUGACAAGUCGAGAGAUAAUGAGUUUGUAUGAUUGACACCUUCAAGGAAAUAUUGAGUGGGACCUUGAGGAGAUUUUUUUUUCUCGAGAGAGUUCCUGGUGCAUUCAAGACCUCAAGUGUGUCGUAAUGAGGAACGAUGCAUCGAUGAUGACAACCUAACGACGAAGGUGGGGAUCGAUGAACUCUGGUUGAGAAUAAGGGAAUUGGAAGGAUAAAGGAGGUGGAGCGGGGUGGUAUCACGCAAAUUACUUGGAUGGGACUAUGAAUGAUAUCGACAAUUUAGGGAUGAUCAGCUCCAAGAUGCCGCACAGUCACUCCACACCCGCUGGUGUAGAUGGUGGCAGUCGUACGCCACCCACUACACCGAGAAAGGCUGGAAAAAUGCUUGCUGUCAGGGUGCAAAUGCUGGAUGAUACCAUCACCAUGUUUCAAGUGCAGGCGAAAGCCAUGGGCCGAGUGUUGUUCGAUCAAGUCUGCAAACAAUUACAUCUACUAGAAGCGGACUACUUCGGUCUGGAGUAUCAGGAGCCGAACGGAACAAAGUACUGGCUAGACCUGGAGAAACCAGUAUGUAGACAAGUUGGUCUCUCCCUGGUAGAUCCACUCCUAAGAUUCUGCGUGAAAUUCUACACACCCGAUCCCGGCCAACUCGAGGAGGAGUUCACCAGAUACUUGUUUUGCUUGCAAAUUAAGCGAGACUUGUCCCAGGGAUAUCUACAGUGCAACGACAAUACCGCUGCGCUGAUGGCGAGUUAUAUCGUGCAGGCCGAAUGCGGAGAUUACGUCAUCGAAGAUUACCCAGAUCAUACGUAUUUAUCUACGUAUAAGUUUGUACCGCAUCAGGAUCAAGAGCUCGAGCGACGGAUCAUGGAGAAUCAUAAAAAACAUGCAGGUCAGUCUCCCGCAGAGGCAGAUUUAAAUCUUCUGGAGACAGCGCGUCGGUGUGAAUUGUACGGAAUGAAAAUGCAUCCGGCUAAGGAUCACGAGGGAGUUCCACUGAAUUUAGCAGUGGCACACAUGGGCAUUAUAGUCUUUCAACAUUACACAAAGAUAAACACAUUUAGUUGGGCUAAAAUACGUAAAAUAAGUUUCAAACGGAAACGAUUCUUAAUCAAACUACACCCCGAGGGAUACGGAUAUUACAAGGAUACGGUGGAGUUUUUCUUCGAGGGGAGAAACGAGUGCAAAAAUUUUUGGAAAAAAUGCGUGGAGAAUCACGGUUUCUUCAGGUGUUCUGUUGUUAAACGAGUCAUUAGGCAGAAAACCAGGGUUCUCAGUCGAGGCUCAUCCUUCAGGUACAGCGGAAAAACGCAAAAGCAGAUAGUCGAGUUCGUUCGUGACAACUACGUGAAACGUCAAACAUUUCAAAGGUCCAAUUCGUUCCGGCAGACUAGCGGUGGUAGGGCAUUGCAGGGCUCGGAGGGGGGAGGUUAUCGUGGCGCCACCCCAAGCAGCUCGCUUAUGGGCAGCUCCAGCAUCUCUGCCCACCCCCUCCUGCCUCUUGGCGACCCUGCACUGGGAACCCCGGCACUGUCUCUGUCAUGCGGUUCGAUGACACUGGAUUCUCCGACGACUGUGACGAGUGUCUCGAUGGGCGGGACGAGUCACCGUCGAGACGACACAGCUAUGUCUUAUCGGACGCUCACCUCUAUAGACGUCCAUUCACCAGCUACCCCCAAUCAGGCACAAUCACAUCGUCAUACUAUGGGUGCACAUCAGCAGCAACAACGGAUAACAUCGUCAACAGAUGGUGAUGAAGUCGACAAGAAUCACGAAAAUACGUCGAAAGCAGAGAACAACAAUUCGUUCUAUGUCAACGGAAAAGCAGAGAAGGGUCAAAAUGGAAUUGGGGAGAUAAACGUCAAUGUCAACGUGAUAAAUACACCGGAUUUGAGUCCAGAAAAACAUCUGAAAAAUGGAGAGGUGGAGGACUCGGAAAUAAGAAAGACCAAACGAUGGCCAACUGAUAAAGCUUAUUACAUUGCCAAAGAGCUUCUCAUGACGGAGAGAACGUAUAAGAAGGAUUUGGAUGUUAUAAAUAUUUGGUUUCGUGAAGAAGUAUCGAGAGAAUCAGAUCUUGAGGGUGAGCCAGCGGUGGGGCUGAUAGAAUUACUCGCUGAUGCCCAUGGACCAUGCCUCCAAGAGAUGGAGGCACGUCUAGCACGCUGGGAGAGUAAUGCACGUCACAAUAUCGGUGAUUUUCUCUACAAUACACUUCUCAACGUUCUACCACUUUACGAUCAAUACUUGGAGAAUUUAAUACCGGUACUCGAGAAGAUGGAGUAUUCAAUGCGUACAUCACGUAGAUUCGAUCAAUUGUGUCGUGAUUUCGAGUCGCAGAAGUACUGCUAUUUACCACUGACAUCAUUCCUGCUGAAACCACUUCAACGAUUGUUGCAUUAUAACAGUAUUAUUGAUAGACUAUUGGACCAUUAUCCGAAGGACCACACGGAUUUCGAGGACUGUUUAGCAGCAAGGGAUAGACUUGGAGAAACACUUCUUGAAGGUCUUACUGUAUUGAAUCAGGCGGAGAAUCUUGUCCAACUCUGUGAAUUGCAGAGAGAUAUCAGUGGCUUUGAUAAUUUAGUGCAAGAGGGACGAAGGUUCAUCAGGCAAGGAUGUUUACAGAAAUACAGUCACAAGGGAUUUCAACAAAGGAUGUUCUUCUUGUUCUCAGAUAUAUUACUCUAUACAUUCCGAACUCAACAACCCACUCAAUGUUUCCGUGUCCACGGCCAACUUCCCCUUAAGGGAGUAACGAUACAGGAUGGUGACAACAAGACGGGAACGGACUUUGUGUUCGUGAUCCAUGGUCAAGGGAACCAAUCUUUGACAGUGGCUGCUAGCAGCGAGGAGGAGAAGGAACGAUGGUUGGAGGAUCUCAGUAUGGCUAUUGCUCAAAUGGAGAACGAGGGGAAGACACCGUAUUUGACUGUGAAAUCAUGCAUUUUAGGUUCUGUCGAUGAACUUGGUGGUGCUAUCGACUUGGACCGUACCAGUUGUGGUGGUGCAAAGGAUUCCCAGAGGAGUAAUACAACUGUCCACGUAUGUUGGCACAGGAAUACAAGCAUUAGCUACAGUGAUCAACUGCGAGCUUUCCAAAAUCAGCUGAGUGGUUUUCUACUCCGUAAAUUCAAAAACAGCAAUGGCUGGCAAAAACUGUGGGUUGUGUUUACAAAUUUCUGCCUGUUUUUCUACAAAUCACAUCAGGAUGAUUUUCCACUCGCCAGUCUACCAUUACUUGGUUAUGCUGUAUCAACGCCGACUGAGAAAGACGGAAUCAACAAGGAUUUCGUUUUCAAAUUACAAUUCAAGAAUCAUGUCUAUUUCUUCAGGGCCGAGAGUGACUUUACAUUUGGCAGAUGGAUGGAAGUAAUAAGGAGUGCCACGCAGCAGAGUCACAUUCCCGUUAAUUUUAAUCGAAAAGAGAAUUAUUAAUGUAAUAGCUUGCGUAUGUUUGCACUUAUCAAUCAUGAGGUCAGCUAGUGUGCGCAUAACGUAGCCUAUCAUCCGUCGAAAAGUAUUUCCGUAUUUUGUGUUCAUUUAUCAACUAAUGCGCGAAUUUUGGAAUUUAUAGCGUUUUUCUUGCACCACUUACUGCAUCAGUAAGCCCGUGGCGUUUUUUAGCAACCGAAAUAGCUAUGUUCAUUACACUGUCCGAAUGACACUUCGUGUUCGUCAAACGCUGUUUAUGGACAUUGUGAAGAAAAAUCAUGUUCGUCACUCGGAUGAAAACAACUUUUCCGACUCAUGUGAUUGCAUUCCUCGAAUUCGCCUCGGUCUGCAGCCCUCACUCUCGUCAAAAAAGUUUUUUUCGGCCUUGUUACGAAAAUAACUAUUUCGGCCGAAUGACGAAAUAUGCUAGUGUAGUAUUUCUUGAUUUUUUGUCCCCUCGAUAAAACAAAUGACAAUGCCAUUGUCCGUUGUCUCUUACUUUACCGAGUGAAUAAAAAAUUGAGAAACACUACAAAAAAUUUGUCCGUCCUGCUCUUCACUUUUCCUCGUCCGGGAAU
Molecule: messenger RNA, 4216 nt
Organism: Diachasma alloeum
Lineage: Eukaryota; Metazoa; Arthropoda; Insecta; Hymenoptera; Braconidae
Gene: Cdep
Product: FERM, ARHGEF and pleckstrin domain-containing protein 1
Exons: 21
Coding region: 465-3641 (1058 amino acids)
Cellular component (GO): cytoskeleton
Molecular function (GO): cytoskeletal protein binding; guanyl-nucleotide exchange factor activity
Source: RefSeq, a predicted model, not a curated record